Exaiptasia diaphana is the source of this 2258-nucleotide messenger RNA. Its product is annotated as sodium-coupled monocarboxylate transporter 1. Gene Ontology annotation, molecular function: symporter activity. The record is from RefSeq and is a predicted model, not a curated record. Gene Ontology annotation, biological process: transmembrane transport; sodium ion transport. Lineage: Eukaryota; Metazoa; Cnidaria; Anthozoa; Actiniaria; Aiptasiidae. Gene Ontology annotation, cellular component: membrane.
AUGAGUUCCUCUUGUUCCCUAUUAGUUGUGUAGUUUCCCUCUCUGCGUCAACAUUCGUCGCACAAAUGCACAGAUUUUGAUAUUUUUAAUCCACCAGUUUUUGAUUAGGAUACCUGCCUUGAACUGAUAACGAAUAGCAGGGCCGUAACAGAACUUCUACAGUGGACCUCCAGCUACUCUGGGGGGUGCACGUUCACACAGUGUACCCCCUGGUUACGGACCUGAAUAGGGUUUGCCAUCAUCUGGGCAUCCGCUUUCUUUGAAAAAGAAUGACUUGUUACAAAGCUUUUUCGAAACGAAAAGCUAUAAGUCCUUCCUUGCCUUCUUCGCACCGAUUCGUUUUUUCUUAAUUUUAGCAUAUUUGUUAGGAAUAUGGUAAAUGACAUUUAUAGGAUUUUCGGUGAUUUUGAGUUGGUGAUCUCCUUCAUAUAUGGACUCCCCGUCACAAAAAAAUAUAACUCCUGUUCCCAUUUUCGGCCAAAAGGUACAAACCUUUUCUCUUCAGUUGCUCUUGAUCAGGGCAAUAAUUACCUCGCUGGUUUUUGAUUUUAUUGAAAAAGUUUGUAAAUUGUUUGAUCAUAUCUAUAUAGAUAAAUGCAGUCUUAUGGAAUUUCUUGUUGAAGCCGCCUGGCAAGCCAAGAUGACUGGAGCCUAGACCUAAUUGCUGUAGCUAUUUUAAACAUUUGCAUUUUGAUUGUUAUUUUAUUGUUUUACCUGACGCUUCUAACUUCAUGGUUGACCGACCUGAAUUGCAGUCAAGCUGCUACACUAGAACGACAAAUCUUGUUUCCUCUAUAACUAAGUGAAAGAUGUCGGAAAAGUUCAGCYUUGUCGACUAUGUUGUAUUCUCUAUCAUGUUACUCAUCUCUGCUGCUAUUGGUAUCUGGUAUGGCUGUGGACCUGGUGGAAAACAAGAGACUACCAAGGAAUACCUCCUUGCAGACAGAAAGAUGCGUAUUUUACCAGUUGCUAUAUCACUACUGGUGUCCUAUCUAUCAGCGAUUACUCUACUAGGCGUCCCGUCUGAGAUUUACACCUAUGGAGCGCAGUAUUAUGUCCUGAUUCUGUCCUAUUUUAUCAUCUGUGGAGUUGUUUCCAUCAUUUUUGUGCCAAUGUUUCGACGAAUUAACAUCACAUGUGCGAAUGAGUAUUUGGAGCGUCGAUAUUCUUUGGGUGUCAGAAUGGUUGGCUGUGUCUUCUUCAUGUUGGAAUAUACAUUAUAUCUGUUUGUCGUUCUGUACGCGCCGUCCCUGGCACUAGAAGCUGUGGCUGGUAUUCCUUUGGCAGCUUCUAUUUUAACCACUGGUAUUGUAUGCACCUUCUAUACUAGCUUGGGUGGUCUCAAGGCAGUUAUCUGGACCGAUGUUUUCCAAUCGAUGGUCAUGAUCGGUGGUUUGAUAGCAGUUGUGAUCGUCGGCAGCAUCGAGGUCGGUGGAAUGGACGAAGURUGGCGAAUUAACAAAGAAUUUGGUCGACUCACGUUUUUUGAUUUCAACCCAGACCCCAAGGUUCGUAACACGUUCUGGACUUUGACCCUUGGUGGGGCGUUUACCGCAAUGCCUGUAUGGACGGUGAGUCAGACCGCUGUACAGAGAUUCUUGUCAGUCCCUACAACUAAAGCUGCUAAAAGGGUGGUGUUGCUUAACAUUCCUGGUCUUCUGUUCAUCGUGACACUCUGUUUCCUGGACGGGCUGGUCAUCUUUGCCGUGUACUCGGGAUGCGAUUUGAGAAUGGACAAGAAAAUCACUAGUAARGACCAGGUCCUGCCAUAUUURGUCAUCAACAAACURGGACACCUGAAAGGCCUGCCGGGAAUGUURACUGCUUGCUUYUACGCAGGCGCACUAAGCACAGCAUCGUCAGCGUUGAAUGCCAUGGCGCUGGUCGUACUGGAAGACAUCAUUAAAAAGAAAAUGAGAGAUCUCUCUGAUUCUGACCAGGCCAAAAUAUGCAAGGCAUCGCUUGGAAUGUUCGUAAGACGUGCAAACUAUAAGGGUGCCUAUGCAGGUAUGUUCCUUGGAGCAUUUUUGACUGGCUGGGUUUUCAUAGGGGCUCAGUUCUACCCACCAAAUAAGUACCCUGGAAAAAGGUCCAUACAAGAAUGUUCCUGGUUCAACGCUACAAGCACAAAUCAGACAGGAAUCAUUGAAAAUGACUGGAAGCCACACAGUGAUGGUAUWGCUGACUUCUACAGUAUCUCGUACCUUUGGUUCAGCGGUCUCUCCGUCUUCACUGCCUUCAUCGUUGGACUGAUUGUU